Molecule: messenger RNA, 1155 nt
Organism: Brenthis ino (lesser marbled fritillary)
Lineage: Eukaryota; Metazoa; Arthropoda; Insecta; Lepidoptera; Nymphalidae
Source: the annotation of a GenBank genome assembly
AUGAAGCAUUUUAAUAUCUUAAUAAGUUUCGUGGUUCUAUGGACGAGUGCGUGUAUGGGUCAAGCUCAAAGGUGUAAGACACCACUUGGAAGGAGCAGUCAGUGUGUAUCUAUCUAUAAAUGUCCAGAAUUACUCACAGCAUUUGAGCAACGACCGCUACCAAAUGAAGUGAUUACUUUUCUAAGGCAGUCCCAAUGUGGUUUUGAGGGCUACGUACCAAAUGUGUGUUGUGGUCCCAUGCCUCAACAGCAAACCUCAGGUCCAACAACGCAUUUACAAACUGAACGCCCAGUUCGGCCCUCUGCUGGUGAGGAUCGUUCGGUCCAGGAAGACUCCUAUCCAGCACCUCGUGACAAAUGUGGUGAAGAUACAAAUGGUGACCGCUUGUAUGGUGGACAAUUCACAGACCUAGAUGAGUUUCCAUGGAUGGCGUUAUUAGGAUACUUACCACGUAAUACUGAAACCCUCACAUACCAAUGCGGGGGAGUGCUGUUGAACCGUCGCUACGUCUUAACAGCUGCUCAUUGUGUGGUAGGGGAAAUUGAAAAAGCAGUUGGAAAAUUAGCAACUGCUCGACUCGGCGAGUAUGAUAUUCAGUCGGAUGUUGACUGCCUGUCUGGAACUUGUGCUGAUCCCGUACAAGAAAUCAGAGUACAAGCAGCGUAUCCUCAUCCUGGUUUCGCUGAUAAGAACGUAAACAGAAAAGAUGAUAUCGCUCUGGUACGACUUGCGAAAAGAGCAACUUACUCAUAUUACGUUCAACCUAUUUGCUUAGUGGACAACAAUCUGCGAUUAGAUGUCGGAAGCGACGUAUUUGUGGCCGGCUGGGGAAAAACCCUAAGCGGAAAAAGCAGUCCAGUUAAAUUGAAGUUAGGAAUGCCAAUAUUUAGCAAGUCCGAUUGUUUGUCGAAAUAUAGGAGUCUUGGUGCCGAACUGACUGAUAGACAAAUUUGUGCUGGAGGAGCGUUCGCAGAAGAUGCUUGCAGGGGAGACUCUGGUGGUCCAUUGAUGAGGAGAACGCCUACAGGCGUAUGGGAAACUGUGGCAAUAGUGUCUUUCGGAUACGGAUGCGGAAGAGACGGUUGGCCAGGAGUAUAUACUAAUGUGGCUAGUUAUGUAGACUGGAUACAAAAUACGAUGUCGUCUACUAAUGCU